This is a messenger RNA of Lotus japonicus, 1984 nucleotides long. Its product is annotated as protein IQ-DOMAIN 23. Bases 192 to 1460 code for a protein of 422 amino acids. NCBI's taxonomy places the organism in Eukaryota, Viridiplantae, Streptophyta, Magnoliopsida, Fabales, Fabaceae. The record is from RefSeq and is a predicted model, not a curated record. Gene Ontology annotation, molecular function: protein binding. The transcript is spliced from 4 exons.
UUAAACAAAGUUCCAUGUCCGACACUACUCUCUCUCAAGUGUCAAACUACAAAAUCCAACUCCCACUUCUUCUUCUUCAGCUCACUUCUUCUCUCUCAGCUGAACUCAUUUCAAUUCUUCUUCUUCUUCUUCUUCUUCUUCUCUCUCUCUCUCUCCUCUAACCUCUUCACCAUUCACCAAUGACAUGACACAUGGGCUUUCUCCGGCGACUCUUCGGCACCAAAAAAUCCACUCCUCCCACCGACGGUUCCUCCUCCUCUUCCAAAUCUCAUAAGAAACGAUGGAGCUUCAUCAAACACACCACCAAGUCACUCCCACCACCACCCACCGCCUACACCACCCACUUUGACUCUUCCUUCGACGCCAACAAACAUGCAAUCGCCGUCGCCGCCGCUACUGCCGCCGUCGCCGAGGCCGCUCUGGCCGCCGCCCACGCCGCCGCAGAGGUAGUCCGCCUCACAAACAACACCGGUAGCAGCACCAGAACUAGACCCACCAAGGGUGUGACGCAUGCUGGCCGGAGCCGGUUGCCGGUGGAGAUCUCCGCCGUCAAGAUACAGUCAGCGUUCCGUGGUUAUCUGGCAAGGAGGGCAUUGAGAGCACUUAAAGCAUUGGUGAAGUUGCAAGCAUUGGUUAGGGGCCACAUUGUGAGGAAGAAAACUGCAGAUAUGCUGAGACGCAUGCAAACUUUGGUGCGAUUGCAGACCCAAGCACGUGCAAGUCGUGCGCACUUGUCAGAUAAUACGCGCUCUUUCAAGCCUUCACUUUCUCAUUAUCCUGCUCCUGAAGAAUAUGAGCACCCGCUUCGAGCCUACGGUACAAAUUUGGAUCGAUCUUCUAUCCUAAAGAGAUGUAGCUCCAAUGCAAAUUUUAGGAACAUUAACUCAGACAGAACGCGGUUUGGUACCAAUUGGUUAGACCAUUGGAUGGAAGAUAACUCGCGUGGCCAAACCAGAGAUGCACCAUCUAGAAACGGACACCCUGAUGAUGAGCAUAGUGACAAGAUUCUCGAAGUAGAUACUUGGAAACCGCACUUCAGCUCCCACCACAGUAGCACCAGCUCCUUUCAGACAGCACACUAUUAUUUGAGUUCUGAUUAUAACAAUGACAACUUUAUAGCGUAUGAGUCUCCAUCAAAACGUUCGACAAAAGCUCCAAAUCAAAGUCUCUCAUCAAGGGAGGCAUUACCACCUCUAAACUCGUUGAGGUUUCACAAGGGAAGAGAGGAAGCAGCUUCCCGAACUGCUGAUAAUAGUCCACAAUUAGCAUUUUCUGCAUCUUCUAGAAGUGGUGCAAGGAGAGGUCCCUUUACGCCUACAAGGAGUGAGUGUUCAUGGGGUUUCUUCAGUGGCUACUCGGGUCAUCCCAAUUAUAUGUCAAAUACUGAAUCUUAUCGAGCUAAGAUUAGAUCACAGAGUGCACCAAGACAAAGGGUGGAGUUUGAGAGAUACAGAGAAUGAAUAAGAUAUAGUUCGGGAACUGAAGAUUUAAAUCGGAGGAAGGGGUGUGCACAUAAAUGAAAAAAACCUUAUUGGACCUCCUUUCAUUUUUGUGCACACCUUCCUCCAAUUAAAAUCUUCUGAUCCCGAACUUUAAAUCAUUCUCUGUUCAACUAGGAGGCCUGUUCAUGAGGAGGGUAUUUGGGAUGUGGGGCCUAAUUUAGACUGAGAUUCUGAUUCAAGGAGCGGGGUCUUUCCUAUCUCCAGCCUUUUGUACAGAAUUGAGAGUACCAAUUUAAGGUGACAUUGCUUGCCUCAUGUAUGAAGAAGACAACUCUCAGUUUUUCCAGCUUGUUUUUAUCUUUUUAAUGUGUGGUAGCAGUUUAGAAUGUAAUUGUUUUUACCUGUACUCAGGCUCAGCACUGUCUUUUGUCCAUACACCAUCAAAAUUCACAUUGUUUACUGGUGUCAAGUGUGUUGAUUUGUAAAUCAUGACUUGGUUUGACUGUCUUGCUUAGUGGAAUGUGCUUGGUUUGAAUAACUUA